Molecule: messenger RNA, 678 nt
Organism: Sabethes cyaneus
Lineage: Eukaryota; Metazoa; Arthropoda; Insecta; Diptera; Culicidae
Product: biogenesis of lysosome-related organelles complex 1 subunit 4-like
Exons: 2
Coding region: 53-559 (168 amino acids)
Cellular component (GO): BLOC-1 complex
Source: RefSeq, a predicted model, not a curated record
GUGUGUUUUGGGUGUUUUUUAUUCCGAGUAAUAAAUAUCUGUUCGAUAAGCUAUGGCAGAGGAACCUUUAAAAGAUUAUUCGUGCUACUAUCGAGCAUCAAAUCUUCAAACAGAGAUUCUUCCAAUUUCAGCUCGUAUCGACGAAAUGCUACUGCGGAUGGAAGAAUUCGAAAAUUUACUGGAACUGAUCAAAGAAGAAUCACUUGCCACCAGUCAACAGAACAUCCCUCGAAUACUUCAGCUUAAACCGGAACUGGAUAGCCUCUGUGAACGGCUAGACCAAUUGGAAAAAUUUGUGGUAAUUGUUACAAAAAACCUGGACAGUGUCGAACGCCAAGUGCAAAUAGCUGAGGAAGAACUGGAUAUUCCGGACAAAACCAUAAACGUGUUAUUAAAAUCGUUAAAUAUUUUUGGUAAAUCUAAACCAGCGGAAAGGCAAACAAACCGAAAUCCAUCUAGUGGCAUGUAUGAAGCACCGAUUAUUUUUAAAACAGAAAAUUACUUCGGUAAUAGAAAUACUACCGAAGAAUCGUCAGAUGGUGAGAAUGCGGAAAAGUGAUUUGUAGCAAUUUAUUUAUCGAAUGUAGACAAUAAACCGUUUAAUAGAAAGUUUUGUAAACCACAGAUACAGAUAGUGGGACGAAGCCAAAAAUAUUUUUUUAAAUAUACAGUGAAAAU